This is a messenger RNA of Trichoderma citrinoviride, 1839 nucleotides long. RefSeq lists its product as hypothetical. The transcript has 3 exons. Gene Ontology annotation, biological process: regulation of DNA-templated transcription. Bases 1 to 1839 code for a protein of 612 amino acids. The record is from RefSeq and is a predicted model, not a curated record. Lineage: Eukaryota; Fungi; Ascomycota; Sordariomycetes; Hypocreales; Hypocreaceae. Gene Ontology annotation, molecular function: DNA-binding transcription factor activity, RNA polymerase II-specific; zinc ion binding.
AUGUCUACGAUCAUCGUUCGAAGACAGCCGCGCAGCAAGGGAUGUGAGCAGUGUAUUGCACGCCGUGUCAAGUGUGAUGAGAGGCCCGGAUGCUGUAAGAAGUGUUCUCGCUUCGGCCUGUCUUGCUCGGGAGCGAUUCGCGGCGCAGUCUUUCUCGAUAUGACGGAAAAGGUAUCUUGCAGCACGAUGAGGCCAAGGAAACAGAGGAAGAAGAAGGCGGUCGCUACGAAAGAGGAGACGGAAGAGCGGACAAAGGAGCCUCCUCUUGCAGACGACGCUCCAGAGCAACAAGGCACUGUUGAGGAGAGCACGUCUUUGGCGAAAUGUUCUCUCACAUCUUCAACGCCCCCGACUAACAGUACAGAGAAUAAUGAGGGCGCAUCAUUAUACACAGAUCUUCUGAGAAUUGAAGAAGAUGGCGAGAGUAGCUAUCAUGGCGCCUUGUCUAUACCAAACUCUCGGCCAAACCCCUACCUUAGCGACGAAGAAUGCUUCGGCAUGAAAACGUCCAACUACUAUAAUAUAUCCAUCCCUCCACAAAUUGACGAUUCAGCGUACAACGAAUACUGUUUUGUCGGCAACUUUGCUCAGCUCAUCGUCAGCUCUCGCCGAAGCUAUUCCACCAACAGGCCCAAGUCAUGGAUCCUCGAGCUCCCCCAUCUAGCGGCGAAAAACGCACUGCCGUCUUCUCUCAGAUACGCAAUGCACGCAGCGGCACUACUAUACCACGCCGUAACAAAUCACGACAUCAGGGCCAAAGUCGCCGCCGUAAAAUGGUAUUUGGCUGGGAUACAGAGCUAUCGUACGACGAUACUGGGACCUGACCCCAAAACAGUGAUGGUCGCAUCUGUCCCAGAGACUGUAGGUUCGGAAGGGUUAAGCAUGUCGGAAAUUGCAGAGAUUUGUGUUCCGAUCAUGUUUUCUUUCUACGAGGCUCUACAGGGCGCGAAUUCGGAUGCAGAGCUACUUCACCACGCGGCAGCCACUGAGAUGCUGGAGAGACGAGGUCCAGAGAAGUGCGUCUGCGGCCUCGCUCAUAGCGUGAUGCGCUCACUGAGAGUCAGAGAGGCGUUUUACUCCAUCAUGCAGAACCGAUCUGCCAACUUUAGCUCCCCCGAUUGGCUCUCCAUUCCUUUCCAGCAGAAGCACAAGAUCUGCUACGACCGACUCAUCGACAUCCUCCUCUCUUUCACCAAAGUGCUUCGCCUUCCGUACUUGGAUCAGAAAGGUGCGACUCUCAGGUCCUCCGUAAACCGCGUCCACGACCUUUCUACUACCCGCAAAGCCGAUAUCGAGGGGAAGACAAUGGCUCUAUUGGCGCAACUGCAGGAUUGGUGGCUGCUGUUUAGACAAGAGCACUGCGAGAUUAUUGCGCUGAGCCCUGAAUGCUCUCUCACCCCUGAAAGUGCCUACCUGAACGUCGCCUCUCCCAUCUCGGUGCUCACGAAUCCACUGUCCAGCUCGUGGAUGGUUGCAAACAACGAGACCCUCACCGCAAGCAUGCUCUCCCUAUACAGCGCCUCCCACAUGAUCCUUCACACGAUCCUCCUCAUUAUCUCGCUCUCCAAAGCUCCGUAUUCCAUCGCUUCCGACGGCCAAACGGAGGUUGAUGCUCACCAAGCCGCGAUUUCGGCAUACGCAACGGGCGUCUUCAAUGCCUCAAUGUAUCUUAACAUGAUCAACCCUUUCUGCGGCGAUGCCGUUCGGACGCACUUUUCCAUGGCCAUUGUUUCUCAAUUUGCUUUGGAGGAUACGCAGCGAGAUGAAGCUCGGCGAAUGCUCGAUCAGUGGAAGGCACAUGAUCUACAACCUCCCGGCUGCUCUAGGACUGCGAAAUGA